Molecule: messenger RNA, 2214 nt
Organism: Rhizophagus irregularis DAOM 181602=DAOM 197198
Lineage: Eukaryota; Fungi; Glomeromycota; Glomeromycetes; Glomerales; Glomeraceae
Biological process (GO): microtubule-based movement
Cellular component (GO): axonemal dynein complex
Molecular function (GO): dynein light intermediate chain binding; dynein intermediate chain binding; minus-end-directed microtubule motor activity
Source: RefSeq, a predicted model, not a curated record
AAAAACUUAAUUAAGGUAAUACAGGUCAUACAAACAUUUUUGAAUAGUUAAUAUGAUUCAGAAAAUUCUGGUAUAAAAAGCGGGGAAAUUUUUUUUUGUUAACCGCGUCCUUAGGUGUUGCUGUGUUUCUAAUUACAAUGGUAUAAUAAAAUCAUGGAUGUCGACACAGAAACAUCUCAAGGCGAAACUAUAGCAGGUGGUCCAACUACUACUUCGCUUGUUACACCUUGCGAACCAAAUCAAUUACAAGAUUAUUUUGAUAAACUAUUACCAUUGGUCCUGGGGGCUGAAUCUUCUGAUUUAGCAAAUUCACUGUGGUCUGUGAGUGAUACCACAGAUAAAUUAAAGCGUUUUAUAAAUGACCCUCAGGUUAACGUUAUAUUUUUCACAAAGAGAAGAGACGACAAGAAAGAAGAAGAUGAACAAGCAACUUUCACAUAUUCAUACAUAUGUACACAAGAAAUCACUUACAAUUCAAAUAACGUUGCUUCCGUCGCUUUCAUAAAAAACGUACCUACGUUGGAUGGUUCUCGCGCAAUACAAACACAGAUUCAACUUAUAAAUUUACCAGGUCCUGCAUCAAGCGAUUCCGGUUCGACUGGUAUAAGCCCAUAUGAAGCGUUACAUUCUUACAUUCACCUUGCUGUUGCUCCUUAUUUCGAUGCAUAUGCUAGAGAAAAAGGUGCCAACGAAGGUCUUGUCAGCAUUGGAGGUAAAAAACACGAUGACUCUAAAAUGGGUAUUCCGAUGGCCAAAAAGAAAAUUACCGAAUUAGAAUUAUCACUUCUUCAUUUACAACAAAAUGUUGAAAUACCCGAGAUAUCACUUAAUAUACAUCCUGUAGUUCAAAAAACUGUGGAAGAGUGUAGGAAAAAAGGAAAGCGUGUAACCGUUGACAUGAUUGAAAAUCAAGCACUUCUCACAGAUUCAACAUUUUUGAAUAAACUCCAAGGAGAUGUAAACGGUUGGAUUAAAGAAAUUAAAAAGGUUACCAAGUUGUCACGUGAUCCGGCAAGUGGCACGGCCAUUCAAGAAAUUAAUUUCUGGCUAAGCAUGGAAAAAGCUUUGGAAGGAAUUGACGAACAGUUAAAAGGAGACCACAUCGAAUUAACAUUAGGCAUUUUGCGACAUGCUAAACGUUAUCACACAACGGUAUCAUUUAUUGCCGAUACUGGUUUGAAGGAAUCAAAAGAAAAAGUUAAUAAAUACAACCAACUUAUGAAGGAUUUUCCUCUUGAUGAACUUCUUUCUGCACCUGAUGUGAAUAAGAUAAAAGAAUCAUUAGACAUUAUUUUUACUCAUUUGAAGAAAUUAAGAUUAUCCACAUAUCCAAUCAAAAAAGCUCUCGUACUUGUUGAAGCUAUAUCACGUGAUUUAAAUGAUCAGCUACUCAGAGUUUUGGGUAACCGAGGAUUAAUGUAUAUGGAAUAUGAAGAUUUCGAAAAAAUUAUGUCUGGUGCUGAAGAUGUGUUUAAGACUUGGGACGAAAACAUUAAAGAAUUUAAAGAUAUAGCGCGUGAUGUUACACGUAAACGUUCAGACAAGUUUAUCCCAAUUAAAAUUAGCCCUGCACAUGACAAAUUACAAGAACGUGUUGCUUUUGUAAGGAAUUUCAGAAAACAACAUGAACAACUUCAUCCAACAAUUGUUAAAGUUAUUAAUUCAAUGGAAGAAGUUAAAUUGGCUUACGAAAGCGUGAAGGAUAUUGAUGUAUUGGAUGUAUCAAUUGAAGGUACCGAAAUUUGGAUGCAAGCGGAGAAUGCUUAUAACGAAUGCGUUUCACGUGUCGAAAAUCAGCGUUGUUUGUUCUAGUUUAUUAUUGGGUUGAUAAUGUUAAAGGUGGUGCAGAAAGAAUUGUAGAUAAUGAUGGUAUAAUCAAUUAUUUAAUAAUUUUAUUAAAACAUGGUCCUAAUAGUAGUAAUUAUAUUGGUAAUAGUAGAUAUAGUAAAUUAGCAGCGGCAAAUGAAUAUUAAAUUGAUAGGUUAGUAAUUGACUAAUUGAAAGUUAUUAGAUUAAAUUAGCAGACCAGAUCUAGAGAUUUUAAACUUAUAGGGUAUAUUUGCUAGCAAGUAAGGUGCAAUUUAUUUAGUAUAGGUCUGAUUUUUCAUAAUUUUUUCUUUAAAUAAGGAGCAUAGAGUAUUAACUAGAGUACUACUUCUUUUUGAAUAUAAUAAUAAAAAAAAAAAUUUAUUAAAAAAAGCAAAAAAUAACAAA